UCGGUGAGUGGGUAACUUUGUCAUCGGUGACUCACUCACUCACCAAAUUCCGUAUUCUUGACACUAAUUGAAAACCGCUCGAGUUUGUCAACUUGGCACCACUGUAUUCUCACUUUUUUCUCAUGUCACUUGUUUGAAUCUGUCAAAUUGUGAUUCAUUGCGCUUGCGUUUGUAAUUUUUGCGAUUUAUUCAAAUUUAAAAUUAAAAUAUGUCUCGCGCUUCAGAAGAGCAAAAGCUGAUACUUGUUCAGUUUUUAAAAAAAAAUAAAAACGUCGUGGCAGGGAAAACGUCACCUAAUUUUACCAACAAAAAUAUACACGAGAAGUGGAAGACGGUUGCAGCAUCUUUGAAUAGCACUGGAAGGCCUUACAAAGAUUGGAAAAAUUGGCGAAAAACUUGGCAAGAUUUAUAUUCUCGCGUAAAGGCGAAAGCUGCCAGAAUCAACCGGUCAACAAACCAAACAGGUGGCGGUCCCCCCAGUGAUGAAAAAUUGACCACAUUCGAGCAGGAUAUUGUGGACACUUUUAUCAAGCCGGUAGUGGUAGAAGGAGAUUCAUUAAUUAAAGAAAGUGUCUGCAAUUUCCAUGCGAAUGAUACAACCACAUCCAUGAUCUCCAAUUCCAGUGGUGCAAUUGUUCAUCCCAUAAUAUUGAACCCUGUUGACGAAGUGAUUUUUUUCUUAUACAGUGUAGCACUGCUUCAAGACCAGAUCGACAAAAGAUUUUUUGGACUAGUCACUUCCUUCCUGAGAAAAUACCCUUUCGUCGGUCUGUAG
This is a messenger RNA of Photinus pyralis (common eastern firefly), 775 nucleotides long. RefSeq lists its product as uncharacterized. The record is from RefSeq and is a predicted model, not a curated record. The coding region runs from base 209 to 775 and encodes 188 amino acids. The transcript has 3 exons. Gene Ontology annotation, cellular component: nucleus. NCBI's taxonomy places the organism in Eukaryota, Metazoa, Arthropoda, Insecta, Coleoptera, Lampyridae.